CGUUCCCAGUCACGUCAGAUUGCUAGUUACUGAACGUAGUCUCUGCCCAAGGUUAGGUUCAUUCUAAAAAAAAAAAGACCUUGGAAACUCUUCGCGAGCGGCUAUUGCAGAUAUAAAAAAUAAAUAAAUAAAAAUCGAUACACCGCCUACGUGCAUGGCCAUCGGGUAUACUUGAUUCAAAUGUACUCGAGUACUGCUUUUAGAUGACAGGCUAAUAAAGAGAGGAGCUCGCAUUGUCAAUAACCCCAGUGUCUGUAUUCCGCAGUAAUACACGGGAACUCGUAACCGCGAGCAGGCUGGUGCGGCGCUGAAUGUGAUUCGCAUUGUGCGUGAGAUGCAGCGCGGUGUGGAGAACGCGCACCCUUCACUCCCGCGCUGACGACUGCGUGGCAGACAGACUGCAGAGGAGAGGCAACGCCGAGCGAUUCGCUCACUGUUGCCUCGAACAACCAGAACAACAAUAAAAGGUGUACAGCCGUUAACAAACCGAGUAUCCAUCGCCGUAGGUUUUAUUUGUGGAUGUGUAUGCAUGUGUUCUGCACCAGAUGGGAGAAAAAACCGUCCCAGAUCCACCGGGAGCAUAUUUCAAAUUAGCAAGACGCCUUACGGGGACCCAGAACGCAGGAAAAGCACCGAGAGCGCCCGAAAAGCCGUGCGCGCGGUGGAGGACUGCAGGAUGACGGUCCAGGAGUUCAACACACUUGUGGCGCUGUAUCGCGAAUUGGUCAUUUCCAUCGGAGAGAUAUCGAUCGACUGUCCCUCUCUGCGGGCGGAAAUGCACGAGACUAGAACCAAAGGCUGCGAGAUGGCUCGCACCGCACACCAACAUCUUUCUGUAAUUUACGGCCCAGAAGACGGGGAGAUCCCUCCAGAGAUAUGCAGGCUCUUCAUCCAGCUGCAGUGCUGCCUGGAGAUGUACAUCUCUGAGAUGCUCAAAUCCGUCUGCCUCCUGGGAUCCCUGCAGCUGCAAAGGAAAGGGAGGUCUGACACCGAGCCCAUUGUGGACUGCAGGAUAGAUGAGAGCUCGGAUGUACCCAUUCUAGAGGACAGAUGGUCGCCCCCUAUGGACUGCCUGCACUAUUCCUGGCUGAUGUACACAGACAUGGAGAGCACUGAGAGGGAUGUGCGGGAGAUGAAAAACUUGCUGAGCAAACUGCGAGAGACUCUGCCAUUACCCCUGAAGAACCAAGAUGACAGCAGCCUUCUGAACCUCACUCCCUACCCCGUGGCCAGACAGAGGAAGAGGUGUCUCUUUGGUUCCUGCUGUUUGGUUUCCAGCUGAGAGCAUGACCUCCAACCCUUGACCUCUGCCCCGGAUGCUGUAACUGAGUGUCUAUUUAAUGAGGUCUUUGAGCGCUUGUGUCUCUCUCAAAGCUUACUGCCAUUGGCCAGACAGCUCAUUCUUUUAAUGAAAAGGCUGCUCAUUUUAUAACUUUAUUUUCUGAUACAAAUAUAAUUCUUUUUUUUUUUUUAAACGGUAAUUAAAUAUGUAUAUAAUUACUAUAAUUUUGACUGAAGUAUUAUUUUGACUGAAGUAUAUUUUUUCUCAUUCAUUUUUGUACCGGAGGUAAUUUAAUGCUUGUUCAUUUGCCUCCACACAGUAAAAUGUCCAGUGUUCAUUUAACUCUUAACAGAUAACAUUUGGUCCCACAUUCCAGAGUGGAAGCAAAGGUUAUUUGUUAAGAGCCAAAUUAGCAAAGUUAGAGCUGAAUUAACACUGGACAUUAUUACUGAGCAGGAAAGACCGUUAUAUCACACAGAUUACAGAUCUCAUACCGAUGCCGCUUCUUCCUUAUGAACGUGAUAACGUGCUCGUUUUCUCAGUUGUAUCAUCUCUCUGAUUCUGAAUUUUGUGAUUUGCGUUUCCGUGCUCGAAGGCGUCCCCGCCGCACGCUGCAUACAUUGCGUUGAGAAUCCCUCGUGAUAACUCCUCAAGGCAUCAACAAACCGAAUGCAUCAACCAGACAGCUCAUGCUGUCAAAAUACCCGCGGAUCCCCCGUUUCUGAACGUUACUGAACACCCAAAAGGCUCUGAAAUGCUACAACUGGAGUUUCAGAUGAAAUAAAUGGCGUCAACCGUGCAUUUUUCUUUUCUAAAAGCACUGUUUUUGAACCAAAAUGAAACAUCGACUUCGGUUUAUUGACCCUAAGUUGUAGGUACAAACGUGAAUUUUCAAACAUGAAUUUUCAUCACUCUACAAUAUGCAUAUCCCCAGAGUUUUUCAUUGUGGAAGAACUGACCUUUUUUCCUUUGUUCAGAACAUUUUUCAUAUAAACUGGAAGUGGUUUAUUUUAUUUUAAUUUCAUUUUUUUCUUUGCAUGCUUUUUUGCCAGGAUAAAAUUAACUAAUCAAUAAUUCAUCUUAAUAUGCAUAUUCUAGUUUGAUUGGUUUUAAUUAGCGUAUUUUCUUGCAUAUGCUGUUGGGGAACAAGUUUGGUGGUCUAUUUUAGAUCAGAAACAUUGAAUAAUUAAAUACUGCAGUGUGUUUGAGGUGUGACCACACGUUCAGUUUUUUUUAUACAUAAUCCCAUUUUGCAGUAUGUUACAACAUUGCUUGAUUUAUAUUUAUAUUUAUAGAUUUAUAUUACUUUCUUAUAAGUCUUUGUUCUCAUAUACAUCUACAGAGAUCCCAGAACUCUGCUUUUGUGUGGUGUCUAUAUAACCCUCUGGAGGAGUCAGUUGGCAAUAAAGAAAGGUUCAGGUAAUGAGCAGAAGAUUAAAACUCAUUCGCAUUUUUUAUUAAAUUACCUGUUAGAUGGUAAGCAGAAUUUAAAGUGAGAAAUAUGCUUAUGACUGCUUAUGGUGAUAUUCAAAUUAUUAUACAUUUUUACUGCUCUGCGGGUGAAGUUUCACUGGUGUUUUAAAACACCCCUGAAAUUUUUUCCAUCAAGGGAGUAGAUGUUUUUGAAAUAUUCUGAACUCGAUGUGUCUGCGACUCUAAACUUGUGGCAGCUUAAUUAGUCCAGUUUAGGGGUUUACAAAACUCUGUUUCAAUUAUGCGAAUGCAACGCCCUUGAAUCUUUUCUGUUUUUAAUUAAUUACAGUUUAUUUGUUUUUGCAAGUUUCAUUAUAUUAUUAUUUGAAUCCAAAUCAUUCUUAUCAUUUAUUAUUCCACGUGCCUAAAAUGUGUAUCUGGUUUGCCUUUCAACAGCAAAUAAAAAUCUCUCAAUGAAGCCAUUACUCAUUAAAUAUGCCAAAAUAAAAAUGUUUCACUUGUCUAA
Molecule: messenger RNA, 3221 nt
Organism: Anguilla anguilla (European eel)
Lineage: Eukaryota; Metazoa; Chordata; Actinopteri; Anguilliformes; Anguillidae
Product: regulator of G-protein signaling 7-binding protein A-like
Exons: 6
Coding region: 530-1282 (250 amino acids)
Biological process (GO): G protein-coupled receptor signaling pathway
Cellular component (GO): postsynapse; nucleus; neuron projection
Source: RefSeq, a predicted model, not a curated record